Messenger RNA from Dendronephthya gigantea, 1194 nucleotides. RefSeq names its product protein PIH1D3-like. Gene Ontology annotation, cellular component: cytoplasm. The record is from RefSeq and is a predicted model, not a curated record. Gene Ontology annotation, molecular function: dynein intermediate chain binding; protein-folding chaperone binding. Gene Ontology annotation, biological process: axonemal dynein complex assembly. The transcript is spliced from 6 exons. Lineage: Eukaryota; Metazoa; Cnidaria; Anthozoa; Malacalcyonacea; Nephtheidae. Bases 219 to 782 code for a protein of 187 amino acids.
UCCGCAACAAAAAUGCGCCAACCUCGUGAGAGUGGGCUCUUAUGCGAUUGAACGUUCAAACUUGAUUACGACAACAAGGCCGCAAAUUUUUCUUGCCGUCCCUCUCUUUUGUCUUUGGAUCACUUGCUGCUUUCACUGCUUUGGUUUUGAAGGUAGUAUAUUUAGGGAUAAUAAGGGAUAACGCAUUUUGGUUGCUUGGUUUCAAAGUGCAAAACAAUAUGGCGAACAUUUCUCAACUUUCUGCUUUACAAGAAUUACUUAAACCACCGGAUAACGAACCAGAAGAUAUUAGUUCCUGUGAAUUGAAGCCAAACACUCAGACACCUGGCCAUAUUGGGACGGCUAAGAAAAUAUCGCAGGGAAGAGAUAAAGAUGAAAAACAUUCAAAUAAUAUCUGGGGUGAAGAGGAAAUUCCAGAAGGUGAAUUACCAAGUGAUGACCUGGGUGGCAGAAUUGUUCCUGUAUAUGAAAUGUUAUUCAAACAGAGAGUAACAUCUGAAGAUAUUUUCCUGGGAAUGGGGAAUAAGAACCCAUCAACAGCCUGUUGUGAGGAUUUAAUUGUUAAAAUUGAUUUACCAGAAACAGAAUAUGCUGAUGUAAAUUUAAAUGUCACAGAUACUUUUUUGGAUUGUCAAACACCAAAAUACAAACUUGGAGUACACUUUCCUAAACAUGUAGAAAGCAAAAAUGGCAAGGCACAGUGGUAUUCAGAAAAAUGUCUAUUAACAGUGAGUGUACCAUUAUGGAGAGAAUAUGACUUUCUUAAUAUGGAUUCAAGAUAACGAAAUAUAUCCACACAUAAGCUACAGUAUGUAAUGCUUUGUGGAACCUGGCUCACAGAGUCUUCUCACUGGUAAAAGGAAGAGACUGUGACUAAAAAUGUGGCUGUGUUUAGUUCGGUGUGGUUUGGCAUGGUAUGUUUGUAAUUUUAAAAUUGUAAAACUUACUUUGCGUCAUUGCAACUAUUAUGAUAUCGCUCCUUGUUUCGGGUUGUGUUAAAAAACAGCCACAACACACACAUUUCUAUUUCUUCACCUUUCCGCUCAGAAAUAUCUUGAAUGAAAACGGAAUACUUAUCCGAAUACUUAAAAUCCUACUUAUUCUCUUACAUUUUAUUAUUUUAAGUGAUAACUUACAAGAAUAUACAGCAGGGCAAAGAAACCAUUUAUCCUAAUUCUAACUAGAACAUGGCAU